Messenger RNA from Gamsiella multidivaricata, 1440 nucleotides. RefSeq lists its product as uncharacterized. The transcript is spliced from 2 exons. The record is from RefSeq and is a predicted model, not a curated record. NCBI's taxonomy places the organism in Eukaryota, Fungi, Mortierellomycota, Mortierellomycetes, Mortierellales, Mortierellaceae. The coding region runs from base 166 to 1158 and encodes 330 amino acids.
GUCUUGUGGAAUUACAGUACUGCUAUCAAGGCAUAUUAAGGAGGCCGUGCAGAGGAACCACUGACAGCUGAUACAUGCUUGUCCCUGCCAUAUGCGACCCUAGAUCCGGACUACAUUGCGUUCUUGCAGUCGUUGAAUUCAGAACCCAGCGAGGCCGACAAGGAGAUGAAACUUUCAGGAACAGAGCUGCUACUGAAAGAGAGUGCAAUAAAUCCGAAAUCAACACCAUUGCUGGAGGCAUUGAGGGCGCAAAAGGCCGCAGCUCAAGCAAAGGCGCAUGCAGCAAAAUCGGCCACCAGACAAGCGAGACAGGCAGGAAAAGCAGGUCUAUCCAGCUCUAGCAAGGCGCAGAUCAUAAUCCUCGCCAACAGAAACGCUAAAGAUCGUGCACAGACCUCGAGUUCACCCAGUGCAGCCAUCAAAAACCAGCAGAGUCAGCAAAUCCCACCAUCGCAGCAACAAAUGCAACAAGGAAAAAAGCCCGUGCAGACAGCAGAGGCUGAAAAUGGUCAAGGAGCAAAGCCCAAGCGUGAGAGGAGACGCAGAGACCGAGGCAGCAAGAAGGUGGCUGCGGACGCUGCAGCUGCUAGUAAUACAGCUGGAGAGCCUACGGCGCCUCAAAUUACCCUCUUGAAACCCAAGCCAGCAAGCAACGCUAACACUAACUCACUCGCCUCUGCUGGAUCUGGUUCACAGAGCGGUCAACCCCAUACUGAAUCCAAGCCUAUCAACAGUGUGACAUCUCAAGGGAGCCAAGGAUCAGCCAGCUCAGGAACACGUCGCGGACUUCAAAAUCAAGGCGGACAGCUACAACAGCAACCAGGAACAAGUUCUGCUUCCAAAAAGGACGGUGCGCAGGCCUCCACCACAGAUAGCGCACCAGGACGUUCUGGUCGAUCCCGCAGAAAUCGAGGAGACCGUGCAAAGCAGGAGCCGAAAGCUGUCGCAGGCAAUGUGCCAAGUAGCAAUAGCACUAACAACAACACCAGCAACAACAGCGGUGCAGUAGUGAGCAACGCGCCUGCAUCCGGAAACAAGGGAGGUGGACAAGGCGGUGGAGGAUCGGCUCGGUCAGGACGUACCCGCCGUGGCCGUGGGGGUGGCGGAGGCGGACAGGAGAGUUCCUCUGGUCCCUCAGUUCAGGGUCAGCAUGUGUGACGGAUCCACGACUGGACACAAUGCAGGGCGAUCCACCGAGAAGCAUUGCAGGGGACACAUUCACCUCAGUGUAUAUAUCUGGUAUUCGUGAUAUUCACGGAGCCCUGGAAUGUCAUGUUGGGAUCGGCACGACUAUGACCUAAGAAGGUGGCACUUUUCCUUAGUAUUCGCCCUACACCCACCCACCCUCACCUCAAGGAUUUCGCCUUAUUCUUUUUUUUUUUUUUGGCAACAAGAUUGAUCUUCCGUUCAAGAAACAUUCGUAGCUCAAUUGCUGACAGG